This is a messenger RNA of Saprolegnia parasitica CBS 223.65, 453 nucleotides long. RefSeq lists its product as hypothetical. The transcript has 2 exons. Bases 1 to 453 code for a protein of 150 amino acids. The record is from RefSeq and is a predicted model, not a curated record. Lineage: Eukaryota; Oomycota; Saprolegniomycetes; Saprolegniales; Saprolegniaceae.
AUGCUCUGGAAGCUCUGGAACCAAAGAUGCAGCAAGCUUCAUGCUCCUGACGACGCGCUCCCGACCACGCGCACGUUCGGUUCGUCACUUUGGACUCGUGCGAGGCGCUUCAAGUCGCUCGUGCAGCAACGUGGCGAGCACGCUGUUCUCGACACGGUGUUCCACGAGACCUCGCUUGCAGGGGCCGCGUACUUUUUGACGGCGCUGCUCGGACAGACCCGCAUUGCGGCGUCAGGUCCAAAAUGCUCGAAGAAGCUGCAUGUGCAGGCGCGGGAGCUCGCGGCACGUUUUACGUGCACAUGCGAACACCACCCUCGCGAGAUCAACCAAGCCACGGAUCCUUUGUACAAGCUCGCGCCCAAUGACGGGCGGAAUGUCCUGCUGCCGGACGAUGAACUCCUGCACGUUGAAGAGCUUAUGGCUGCCGACUUUGGACAAAUAUUCAAGACGUAA